AUGGCGCACGGUGCUUCUUGCAAGUGCUCUUCGUGUGGGCGCCGAGGAGCAGCCCAGGCGUGCGCCUGGUCCAUCCGAAUUCUGCGACACAUGGUGAAGCCGGGCCGCUUGGGAAAGGCCGCCCGUGAGAAGGCCGGCCUGGAUCGGAAGGGCCAUCGCAAACCAACGUCGGAGGAGAAAGACGCUCAGCACGCGCUUGCCGACGAGGUGUACGAGGAGGAGGUGGUUCCUCUGGCCGAGAACGAGGGCGUGAUGGAUUGCGAAGAUAUCUUCACCGAUCUGGCCGCAGCGAUCACCCCCGUGGGCGACGGAUCAUGGUCCCCCGAGGAAGCAGCGCGCAACGCGGAGCUUGCGCUGGAGGAGGCCGAGAUGGCUGCCGCUGAAGCCGAGAGCUUCGCAAUGGAGCUGGAGACGCUCCUCAAAGAUCUCGGUGUGUGA
This is a messenger RNA of Symbiodinium necroappetens, 438 nucleotides long. The record is from the annotation of a GenBank genome assembly. Lineage: Eukaryota; Dinophyceae; Suessiales; Symbiodiniaceae.